Bombina bombina (fire-bellied toad) is the source of this 798-nucleotide messenger RNA. RefSeq lists its product as uncharacterized. The transcript is spliced from 6 exons. The record is from RefSeq and is a predicted model, not a curated record. Bases 1 to 798 code for a protein of 265 amino acids. NCBI's taxonomy places the organism in Eukaryota, Metazoa, Chordata, Amphibia, Anura, Bombinatoridae.
AUGCGCUAUAAGAGAGGAUUCACUGGAAUGCGCACGGAUGAACAUGUAAGAGUGGGUGGGACCGCUGUUAUGUGUGAAACAGAAAAAGCAGGAAAUGAGCGGGUGGGCGGAGGAUGUGAAAAAACGGAUCUGCUCCAUCUUAUUAAUUCAUUGAUGCAAGAUGAAGAGAUCAAUCUUACACGCUUGAAUGAAGAACUUUCUCUUCUGGAUCAGCUAAGCGAGAUAAUCAAGUAUCCAGAUAUAAGAUCAUCUGCUUAUUUUUCUAACCUCAGCAGUGUAGUGUAUUUUGGUAUUAGCAGCGUGUUCCAAUCUAUUCUUUCACCCUGUUCUGAAACUGUGUUAUCACCACAACAGAGGCAGUCAUUGUCUAUUUCUGCACUGGAUAUUCUGCACAGUCUGCAAAUCUUUACUCUUUCCAGUCAAAGUGUGCAUGAACAGGAAAUGUCAGUGAAGACACCAAUGUUCAAUCUACAAAUAAAAAGUGUGAACUGCUCAAACCUUGGUCAUAUGGUUUUGUCCUUCCCCGAAAAGACACAAGAAAAAGUGCCUCAUGUUAUCUUUCCCAUCCAGUCUUCUCUGCAGUCUGUUGUUCAGCAGUAUUUUAAUGUUAACAUUCAGAUGAUGAGUUUUUCUCAAAGCCCAUUUAUUUCAACAUCUGCACUCAAUGUAACUGGUGUUGUCGCUGGCUUGAGUCUUUACUCUGGUGUACAGGAGCUGAAUGUGCAAAAUUUGUCUGAUAACUUCCAGGUCUGUGUUUUGUACCACAUGUUGCCAGUUUUGGCUUUUAACUUAUUUUAA